Aricia agestis (brown argus) is the source of this 2073-nucleotide messenger RNA. It is a transcript of the gene Sur-8, whose product is annotated as leucine-rich repeat protein soc-2 homolog. Gene Ontology annotation, molecular function: protein binding. The transcript has a single exon. The coding region runs from base 285 to 1988 and encodes 567 amino acids. Lineage: Eukaryota; Metazoa; Arthropoda; Insecta; Lepidoptera; Lycaenidae. The record is from RefSeq and is a predicted model, not a curated record.
AUUGCGAAGGAAAAAUUUAAUACUAAAUAAUUAUUAAUUUCAUAGAAAUUAUGCCUUACGUAAAUAGUGAGUCUUGCUCGUAAAACAGUUUUAUAAGACGUAUAUGUGUGUUCAGAGUUCAGACUUCAGUGUUAUUGUAAAUAUCUAAUCGUUGUUGAAAAUAUAGUUAUUGAUUGUUUUCGUUGAAGUGUGAUAUGAAAUAAUGAUGUCGAUGAGAGUGUGAAUUUAAAAGAUAAAAGCUUAAUAAAGUAUUAAUUACCUUAACCAUUUGAAAAUUGAACGUAAUGAAUCUCGACAAUUCUUCACGAGAUAAUUCUGAAGCGCUAGACUCUAUCGGUACCGUAAGCCCGAGAGAAAAAUAUCACGGUAUGAGGGAAAAAAAGUUAUCUGCAGCUUCUCUGACCAACACCGAGGGUGCCCGGCCAAAAGUCGUAACGGUGAAACACCCAGAAUCAAAUAAACCGAAACCAACGGCAAAGAAGAAUAAACCGAUCCAAGCCGACCUAGAUGUUAUUAAAGAAUUCACAAGGUGUAGAGACGAAGGUGUCAAAAGACUAGAUUUAAGUAAAUCUUCCAUCACUUCACUCCCUCCAAACGUCCGAGAUUUGACCCACCUUGUGGAAUUUUAUUUAUACGGAAACAAGUUAGUAGCCCUACCGGCAGAAUUCGGUUGUUUGACGAAUCUUCAAACUUUAGCUUUAAACGAGAACUCUCUGACGAGCCUCCCGGAUUCUCUUGCAAACAUCAAAUGCCUGAAAGUGUUAGACUUGCGACAUAAUAAGUUGAGUGAUAUACCUGAUGUGGUGUAUAAGUUAACAUCUCUAACAACUUUAUUUCUACGUUUUAAUAGAAUCAGAGUAGUCGGAGACGGCAUAGCGAAUCUAACUAAUCUCACAAUGCUAAGUUUGAGAGAAAAUAAAAUAAAGGAGCUGUCUUCUGGGAUCGGGAAACUAAUUAACUUAGUCACCUUUGAUGUAUCUCACAAUCACCUUGAGCAUUUACCCCAUGAAAUUGGCAAUUGUGUUAAUUUGUCGACGCUAGAUUUACAGCACAAUGAUCUGCUAGACAUACCAGAAACAAUUGGCAAUCUUCACUCGUUAACUCGUAUUGGGCUGAGAUACAACAGGCUCACUUCUAUACCUUCCACUCUCAGCAAUUGCAAGCACAUGGAUGAGUUCAAUGUGGAGGGUAAUUCUAUAUCCCAGCUGCCCGACGGUCUACUGUCCAGCCUAACAGAAUUGACGAGCAUCACACUGUCUCGCAACUCCUUUAUGAGUUACCCUUGCGGAGGACCAGCACAAUUCACAAGCGUCUCUUCAAUAAACUUGGAGCACAACCAAAUUGACAAGAUCCCAUAUGGAAUAUUUUCGAGAGCAAAGAAUUUGACAAAACUAAAUAUGAAAGAAAAUUUACUGACCUCCUUGCCUCUCGAUAUUGGCACAUGGUUGAAUAUGGUCGAGCUGAACUUGGGCACAAAUCAGCUGACUAAAUUACCAGAUGAUAUUCAAAGCCUAGAAAAUUUGGAGGUUCUGAUCCUAUCUAAUAAUCUCUUGAAGCGUAUACCACCUAGUAUUGGAAAUCUAAGAAAAUUGAGGGUACUGGAUUUGGAAGAAAAUAGAUUAGAAUUCCUUCCCAGUGAAAUUGGAUUUUUGCAGGAGUUAAAGAAGCUUAUAGUUCAAUCUAAUCAGCUAACAUCUCUGCCACGCUCCAUCGGUCAUUUAAUAAACUUGACAUUUUUAAGCGUGGGAGAAAACAAUUUACAAUACCUACCGGAGGAGAUAGGUACAUUAGAGAAUCUUGAAUCCUUGUAUCUAAAUGACAACCCCAAUCUGUGUAAUUUACCUUUUGAGCUGGCUUUAUGUGUCAGCUUACAAAUAAUGAGCAUAGAAAAUUGUCCCCUGACGUCACUCCCGCCUGAAGUGGUGUCUUCUGGACCCUCACUAGUAAUUCAGUACUUGAAAACACAAGGCCCUUAUAGAGCUAUGUGAUAUGAGGAAAAUGAUUAUCACACCAUGACUGGAAAUGAGUUCUAAUCUGGUCUUUAAACUGCUAUCGUGCUUAGAACAUAUUAUU